AAAACGGCUCACUUCCAAGUAAGGUACUUACAUGCGCCUGAGGUGGCAUCUGCGGUUGCUACAAGCGGCGGUUUGGGACCUUUGACCUUAUCUCACGUAAACCUCGAAGAUACAUUUGCGGUAUCGGUAAUUCGUAAAGUCAUUGAAAGCUUCCUGUCUACAGCGGGUGCAAACGCUCAAAAAGCCAACUUAAACUUUUUCUGUCAUCUAAUCUACCCUAUUUUUACGGCCCGACAGAAAGAGAACUGGGAUACGCUGUACAGCGAAGUUUUAGGAUGCGAAAGCCUCAACUCAUCACUGAAGUUCGACAACGGCAAUGUGAGUUUCAAAUGCAUCGAGACCUUUUUCGAGACGGAAUUCACACCGGGCAUGGUCAGCUUUCAUUUCGGGUACCGUUCUCCGGUUACCAUACAGCAAUUGAAGAAGCUAGGGAUUGCCGUUUUUGUAACAGCAACCAGUGAGCUUGAGGCAGAACAGCUCCUCGAGUUGGGCGUGGACGGUAUCAUCUGUCAGGGUUACCAAGCGGGGGGCAUAGAGGCAGCUUCCCAGGCAAUGAAGCACAAUUGGAUGAGGGACUUUCCAGGCUUUGUUUGUUCAAAAAGAUAUAAGAAGCUAAGAAUAAAAUGGGAAGCGAGGCGUUUCUAAUCCCAGCUGGUGGGAUUAUGGACUCCCAGACCAUCCAAUUUUACCUAGAUCAAGGCGCUUCGGCCUGUCAGUUGGGGACUGCCUUUUUGGCAGUAGCGGAGUCGAAGUCCAGCAAGUUUUACAGGGAUCUCAUGGAUUCUCACGAUAAGAUAUCCACCAUACUGACCCCGCCUCCGUCAGCGCUUCCUGCGAGGACCAUUUAUCGAAAGACUUUCUGACCUAACUCCAGGUUUAGACCUGCCUCCUUACGGCUACAGGUAUAGUGAGUUCAAACCACUGCCAUCGAAAUUCCCAUCGUUAGUCAAUUUAAACUUAUGUGGUCAGGGCGUCAAUCAAAUUCAAACAGGAAGAGACGACGGUUUGAGCACGGCGGAAAUUUUCAGAAUUUUGACGGAAGACCUUAAAAUUUCCGAAGACCGGAUUUGGAGUUAA
Lachancea sp. 'fantastica' is the source of this 1077-nucleotide messenger RNA. NCBI's taxonomy places the organism in Eukaryota, Fungi, Ascomycota, Saccharomycetes, Saccharomycetales, Saccharomycetaceae. The record is from the annotation of a GenBank genome assembly.